Molecule: messenger RNA, 233 nt
Organism: Cuscuta campestris
Lineage: Eukaryota; Viridiplantae; Streptophyta; Magnoliopsida; Solanales; Convolvulaceae
Source: the annotation of a GenBank genome assembly
CCGUGGUUAAGGCAAAAACCAUGGGUUCUUGACUAACCACCCACCCAGCGAUGGGAAGAUCUUCCCAUCGAUGGGUAAGCGGCCCCUCAGCCAAACCAGUUUCCAGAACCAUGCCAAACAGCGAUGGGGAGUUCUACCCAUCGCUGUUAAAGCCUUGGUGCAAUAUUAACACAAGGCAGAACGACCUUGCCCAGCGAUGGGAAACCUAUCCCAUCGAUGGGAACCCAGCGAUG